AUGGCGUCCUUCAACCCAACCCAGAUCUUUGAUGAUGGAACUACAGAGGAGAAAGGAGAGAAUGCCCGUUUAUCGGCGUUUGUUGGUGCGAUCGCCGUGGGAGAUUUAGUGCGUAGUACCCUUGGCCCUAAAGGAAUGGAUAAAAUCCUGCAGAGCGCUUCUACUGGAGAAAUCAUGGUAACCAACGAUGGCGCCACUAUCUUGAAGUCCAUAGCUCUCGACAAUGCAGCAGCAAAGGUCUUGGUCAACAUCUCGAAGGUCCAGGAUGACGAAGUCGGAGAUGGAACUACAUCAGUCACAGUCUUGGCUGCCGAAUUAUUACGGGAGGCAGAGAAGUUGGUAGACAAGAAGAUUCACCCACAGACGAUUAUCGAAGGCUACAGAAUAGCCAGCCAUGCGGCUUUGGCAGCACUUGAGAAAUCUGCGGUCGACCACAGCAACAACACCGAAGCAUUCAAGAAAGACUUGUUAGCUAUUGCGAGGACGACCUUGAGCUCGAAAGUCCUGUCGCAAGACCGAAAUCACUUCGCUGAGCUUGCGUGUAAUGCUGUCUUAAGAAUGAAGGGUUCUUCAGACUUGAGCCACAUCCAGAUCAUUAAGAAAGCCGGCGGAAAGCUUAUAGACUCAUAUCUGGAUGAGGGUUUCAUUCUGGACAAAAAGAUUGGUGUCAACCAGCCCAAGAGAUUGGAGAAGGCCAAGAUCCUGAUUGCCAAUACCGCCAUGGACACGGACAAGAUCAAGAUUUUUGGUGCUCGUGUCAAAGUGGGAUCUACUGGCAAGCUCGCAGAGUUAGAGAAGGCAGAGAAAGAUAAGAUGAAGGCUAAAGUGGAGAAGAUCAAGGCCCACGGCAUCAACUGCUUCAUCAACCGCCAGCUUAUCUACAACUGGCCUGAACAACUGUUCUCAGAUGCCGGUAUUAUGUCGAUCGAGCAUGCUGAUUUCGAUGGUAUUGAGCGGCUGGCCUUGGUCACUGGAGGCGAUAUCACGUCCACAUUUGAUCAUCCAGACCAAGUUAAGCUUGGACAUUGUGAUCUUAUUGAAGAGGUGAUCAUUGGCGAGGAUACACUGAUCAAGUUCUCGGGAGUGGCAGCGGGUCAAGCUUGUACUAUUGUCUUGCGUGGAGCAACUGAGCAACUUCUUGACGAAGCCGAAAGAUCCCUGCAUGAUGCUCUUGCAGUUUUAUCGCAAACUGUCAAGGAGCCCAGAACAACUCUAGGUGGGGGAUGUGCAGAGAUGCUUAUGGCAAAGGCGGUGGAGGGAGCGGCAUUGAAGGUUGACGGGAAGAAGCAAAUUGCUGUUGGAUCGUUCGCCAUUGCUCUUAGACAAUUGCCAACCAUCCUCGCUGACAAUGCUGGCUAUGACUCCAGCGAUCUUGUUGCUAAACUCCGUACAGCCAUAUACGACGGUAUGACGACUUAUGGUUUGGACUUGCUUACACCAGGAGGCGGUAUUGCAGAUAUGCGGGAGUUGGGAGUUAUCGAGAGUUACAAGCUUAAGAAGGCGGUCGUCUCAUCGGCUUCGGAGGCUGCAGAAGUAAGUAACCUGAUCCUCCCACAUGUUUACUUUUGCUGAUAAGUGAAGCUUCUC
Messenger RNA from Mollisia scopiformis, 1587 nucleotides. RefSeq names its product t-complex protein-like protein 1. The coding region runs from base 1 to 1572 and encodes 523 amino acids. Gene Ontology annotation, biological process: protein folding. Gene Ontology annotation, molecular function: ATP-dependent protein folding chaperone; ATP hydrolysis activity; ATP binding. The transcript has 3 exons. Gene Ontology annotation, cellular component: chaperonin-containing T-complex; cytosol. NCBI's taxonomy places the organism in Eukaryota, Fungi, Ascomycota, Leotiomycetes, Helotiales, Mollisiaceae. The record is from RefSeq and is a predicted model, not a curated record.